AUGAUAGUAAAAGUUUUUGAUAAAAUAUUUAUAAGUAAUAUAUAUGAUGCAAAUAAUGUAUACAAAUUAAUUAAUCUUAACAUAGGAGCUGUAUUGACAUGCUUUGAAUGUAAUGGAAUUGAAUGGUGUAACCAUCAUGAAAAUGAUAAAAGUAACUUAUUAUUUUAUAAAGACAGAUUGAUAAAAUGUAAAGGAGAAGUACCAGAAGAAAUAAACUCCACAAAUUCAUUUAAUAGCAAUAUGUUAUCUUUAAAUAAUAUAAUUGACAAUAAUGAUAAAACAAUAAAUAUUCCUAAAACUAUAUUAAAUGAAGAAUUUGAACAUUGUGAUAAUAUAAUUUUUCCACAAGAAAUAUUAAAUGAAAAAUUGGAAAAUAAUGUAAUUAAAGAUUACAUAAAUUCAAUGAUUGAAAUAGAAAAUGAUGUUGGUAUUUAUUGUUUCAAAAAUAGUGAAUCAAACUUAAAAGAAUUAAUUAAUUUGAAAACACAUGAAGAGGAACUAAACAAUAAUUCGGAAUACAAUGAAAAUGAGAAUGAAAAUAUUUACACACAUAAUAUAGCAAAUGCUCAAACAGUUUGUGAAAUGAAUAAAACUAUGAGAAAAAAUUUUAGCAUUUCAUAUAAUAAUAUAUAUAAAAUGAAACAUAUGUAUUUAAAUAUAUUAGACACAUAUGACGAAAAUAUAUUAAACCAUAUAGAAAAAGCACAUGAAUUUAUAGAUAACACAAUUAAUGAAAAUAAAAAUAUUUUAAUUCAUUGUAUGGCCGGAAUUUCUCGAUGCUCCUCUAUAAUAUUAUCAUAUGUUUCCCGAAAAAAUAAAAAAGGAAUUAACCACAAUUUUUCAAUACUUAAAAGUCGAUACCCAUUUGCUCAUCCAAACGAUAAUUUUUAUCGACAACUUUUGUUAUAUGAAAAAAUGAACUAUAAUCUUGAUGGAUGUAAUGAAUAUCACAAUAUAUAUAAAAAAAUUAAGUUAAACAAUAAAUUUCUUGAAGAUUUAAAAUUUUGUAAUUUAAAUAACAACAAAGCUCCUACCUGUAAAUACAGUUGCAAAUUUUGCAGACGCAUCUUAUUCAAUAAUAACGACAUAAUUGACCAUGAUACAACUAAACAUCAAAUAAAAAAGAAGUAUGGAGAUUCCUGUACAAGCAUUUUUAUAGAAAAAAAGGAAUGGAUAAUGACAGAUAAUAAAAUGAAAGGCAUUAUAUACUGUCCUAACACUAGUUGCAAUACCAAACUUGGAAAAUGGUCAUGGACUGGAAUAUGCUGUUCAUGUGGAUACUUGCAAAUACCUGCAUUUAUGUUCAAUGACUCUAAUAUUGAUCGUAUAAAAAUUAACAUAAAUUAA
Messenger RNA from Plasmodium berghei ANKA, 1347 nucleotides. Its product is annotated as dual specificity protein phosphatase. Gene Ontology annotation, molecular function: protein tyrosine/serine/threonine phosphatase activity. Bases 1 to 1347 code for a protein of 448 amino acids. The transcript has 6 exons. Gene Ontology annotation, biological process: protein dephosphorylation. The record is from RefSeq and is a predicted model, not a curated record. Lineage: Eukaryota; Apicomplexa; Aconoidasida; Haemosporida; Plasmodiidae.